This is a messenger RNA of Zeugodacus cucurbitae (melon fly), 2915 nucleotides long. Its product is annotated as beta-glucuronidase. Gene Ontology annotation, molecular function: carbohydrate binding; beta-glucuronidase activity. The coding region runs from base 348 to 2333 and encodes 661 amino acids. The record is from RefSeq and is a predicted model, not a curated record. Gene Ontology annotation, biological process: carbohydrate metabolic process; glucuronoside catabolic process. Lineage: Eukaryota; Metazoa; Arthropoda; Insecta; Diptera; Tephritidae. The transcript has 10 exons.
CGAGUGGUUUAUUUGGAGGCGGUCGAUUGGUGAUGUUAGUUAGUUAGUUAGUUAGUUAGUGUCGCGUUAGAAGAAGACUGUUGAAAUUCGAUACGAACACAGAAGUGCACCAAGGUGUCAUGCCGCGACGAAUGCUCAUUAAUUAACCUCUAUGUGUAAAUUAAAAUAAACGAAGAUUUCCUAAAAUCAAUUGCGCUGCAACUGUGCAUUCAUGUGCACACUGACAUCGAUUCCACUGGUACUUAGUUUCAGCCAAUUAAUUUCAAUUCUACAAAUGCUGCAUAACCGUGUGAGUAAUUGACCUGCUUCAAAUCAGCUGGGGUGCGUAAGCAUUUUCUUUACUGGUCAUGGGUGUCGUUGGUUAUCUUAUACACUUCGCAAUAGCGCUAGUUAUUGUGAAUAAAGAAGUGACUCCUACACGCGGCAUGCUUUAUCCACGUGAGUCUGAAACUCGUGAAGUACGCUCCUUAGAUGGGCUAUGGAACUUUGUCACAUCGGACGAAGCGAAUCCGACGCAAGGUGUGCGUGACAAAUGGUUCAGUGAUGAUUUGAGCAAGGUGAAGGAUGUCAUACCCAUGCCCGUGCCGGCUAGCUACAAUGAUAUAACCACAGAUAAUGCAAUUCGCGAUCAUGUCGGCACGGUGUGGUACGAUCGCAAAUUUUUUGUGCCCCGGUCUUGGGCGAAGGACCAAAGGGUAUGGCUACGCUUUGGUAGUGUACACUACGAAGCAUUUGUGUGGGUUAAUGGAGAGAUGGUUGUGAAACACGAGAUGGGUCACUUGCCAUUCGAAGCGGAGGUAACAAACUUCGUCAAAUAUGGCGAAGAGAAUCGCAUUACUGUUAUGUGCGAUAAUGCACUCAUACAAACUACAGUGCCUCAGGGAAAGAUUAGCGAAGUCAAAAAGGAUGGCGGAGUUGCAAUAGUACAAUCCUAUACGUUUGAUUUCUUCAACUAUGCGGGCAUACAUCGCUCCGUCCAUCUGUACACCACACCGAAAACAUUUAUUGAAGAAGUUGAAGUCACUUCCGAUUUGGCAGAGAAUUCAGUGGGACAUGUGUAUUACAAAGCCAAAGUUAGCGGUACGGCCUCGAAUGAAGCAGAUAGUACGCUACAAAUUCGCGUGCAAUUGCGUAACAAAGAAGGUGUUCUUGUAGCAAAUGGUACAUCGAAUGGUGAUUUAAAUGGCGCACUUGACGUAAAGCAAGUAAAGCCCUGGUGGCCAUAUUUAAUGCAUCCCGAACCCGGUUACCUCUACCAAAUGGAAUUGUUUUUGCAUACUGCCGAUAACACGCUUCUCGAUGUUUACCGACUUAAAGUGGGCAUUCGCACGCUUACUUGGAAUAAUACUUCCUUCCUCAUCAAUGGGCGCCCAGUAUACUUACGAGGCUUUGGCAAGCAUGAAGAUUCAGAUAUACGUGGCAAAGGAUUAGAUUUCGCUUUACUCACACGUGAUAUGAACUUGCUGAAAUGGAUUGGAGCAAAUGCCUAUCGCACUUCACACUAUCCAUACUCAGAAGAAUCGAUGCAAUUCGCUGAUGAAAAUGGUAUUAUGAUAAUUGAUGAAUGUCCAAGCGUUGAUACCGACAACUACAACCAGGCGCUAUUGGACAAACAUAAAUCUUCCAUGGAACAGUUAAUACACCGCGAUCGAAACCACCCAAGUGUAAUCAUGUGGUCCAUAGCCAAUGAACCCCGUACAAGCCCAUUCCAAGCGGACUCACAUUUUCAGUUCGUUGCCAAUUUUACACGCUCUCUUGAUAGUAGCCGACCGGUGACAGCUGCCAUUGCCGUACCCUCGGCCAGUGAUAGAGCUGCAAAGCAUUUAGAUAUAAUCUGUUUUAAUCGUUAUAAUGGUUGGUAUAGUAAUCCGGGCAAAUUGGAUAUGAUAACAACGCAUGUUGUCGAAGAGGCGAUCACUUGGAAUAAGAAACACAACAAACCAGUGAUGAUCGGUGAAUAUGGUGCCGACACAAUUGAGGGCUUACAUUUGCUGCCAGCAUACAUUUGGUCCGAGGAGUACCAAAACGAGUUGUUCUCGAAACAUUUUAAGGCCUUCGAUAAGCUGAGAAAAAAUGAUUGGUUUAUCGGUGAAUUUGUUUGGAAUUUCGCCGACUUCAAGACGGCACAAUCGAUAACACGCGUGGGCGGCAAUAAAAAGGGCGUGUUCACACGCAAUCGUCAACCCAAGGCAACAGCUCAUCUACUGCGCAAGCGUUAUUUUGCGCUCGGUCGCGAAUUGGAUCGUUGCGAUAUACCCGAAGAUCUAUUUCUUUACAUCACCGAUGCCACAUCAACAGGGUCGCAUGGCAAGCGGGAAACAGCGGAUUUAUAGAAACGCUACGAAGUUAACGUAUACAAAAGCUAGUGAAUGUAGUGAAUGAAAGAGCUCCACAACCAAGUUCAAUUAAGCAUUUUAAGUUUUGUCUUUUGACUGGCUGACUUUUCAUAUACUACAAUAUAUAGACGAAUCAUUUUGUAUUAAACAAAUAUUUUUAUACGCAUUUAUUAAGCUUUGAUAUACUUAAUGUUAACGGUUAAUAAAAUGUUAAAACGAAUGUCACAUGUAUGUACAUUGUAAUUAUCCAUAAUUAGAGAUGAUAAUUAGAGAGACGAACGUUCAUACCUUACCAUUGGACUAGCGUUCAAGAUUUCAUAUAGGCUUAUAACAGUGCAGUAAGACUUAAACGGCAUUUUUACAGCGACAAAGUCAAAUUAGAAACGCAAUUGCCUAAAUAACAACUCAAUGCAUAAAAUAUUCACAUAUGUAUAUAUGUAUGUAUACUUAAAUUAUUCACAAAUGCCUUAAAUUAUAAUAUAAAUAUAUUCGGUUCACUGUCGUAAAGUAAAUAAAAGUAAAAAUGUAUGUUAUAAGAGAAUAAAGAAUAAAUUAUAAUUAACACACUGAAUUUGAAAA